AUGCCGUCUCCGAGUCCGUACACCAAGCGCCGCUCCGUCGCCGCGACUCCGUCUGUGUCCCCUCGAUCGAAAGGAGGAUUCUUUUAUAAGUCUGUCCUAUUCGCUCUGUUUCUCCUGGCCUUGCCGUUGUUCCCUUCUCAGGCUCCAGAGUUCGUCGGAGAGACAGUGCCGACCAAGCUCUGGGAACUGAUUCACCUCCUCUUCGUCGGCAUUACUGUCGCUUAUGGUUUGUUUAGCCGUAGGAGUGUUGAAUCAUCGCUUGAUUCAAGGAUGAAGAGCGGUGCAGUAGAUGAGUCUUCAUUGAGUGAUGAGAGUCGUUUGAUUCAUGUGAGUGCUCGAGCUUCUGUAGCUGAGAGAGAAUCUGAGUCGUUUAACCAAGUGCAAGCUUGGAACUCGCAGUGUUACCAAGGGAGAUCUAAGGUUGUGGUGGUUGCUCGACCAGCUUAUGGUCUUGAUGGCCAUGUUGUGCAUCAGCCAUUAGGCUUGCCGGUUAGGAGUUUAAUGUCGGCUUUGAGAGAUAACGCAGCUCAUGAGGACAGCUCUUGUUUGCAGUUGCAGUGCAGGACAAUUCAGAGUUUUCCAGCUUUAUCUCAAGUCCCUAAUACUGGGAAUAAGGAUAAGAUCCCCAGGAAACUAGCUUUGAGUCUCAUACUCAGAACAGAUUCUCACCUUCUCGUUCUGUUUCUGAAGUCGUUAAACUCGAAUGUGGAUGAACCGGUUAAGGAGAAGAGUCUUGAGUGUUCAUCACGGUCUAGUUCACUAUCUUUGCCCUCAUCACCACCACUGUCUCCAUCUCCACCUGAUGAUACACACAGUCUUAUCUUACAUUCUCGGCAUUAUAGUUAUGGUUUUUUGUUAGAGGAAGAUGUACGACAAGUGUUGGAAGAUGAAUUAAAAGGGACUGAUGUUAGAGGCGGAAGAACAGAGAUCUUCAGCAACAAGGAAUGUACUUAA
This is a messenger RNA of Raphanus sativus (radish), 954 nucleotides long. RefSeq lists its product as uncharacterized. Lineage: Eukaryota; Viridiplantae; Streptophyta; Magnoliopsida; Brassicales; Brassicaceae. The transcript is spliced from 4 exons. Bases 1 to 954 code for a protein of 317 amino acids. The record is from RefSeq and is a predicted model, not a curated record.